UGGGAAUAUGAAUUUUUGAUUGGAAACUUUAAUUCGAUUUCAAUUUUAAUUGAAAAUCAAGUUCAUAAUCAAUUUCAGUUUAGCUUUCAUAUGGUAUGGAUAUUUGUGGAUUAAUUUAAUGGUAGUUGCUUACAAACAUCUGGCAAUUUUAAUCAUUAACUAAUCAUUAUUGCUUUGAAAUUUUAAUUUCAUUAGUCAUUAAUUAGGAUUUGGGCUUCCCUAAUUCAGAUGAUACUUGAUUGAUUAAUUUGAUUAUAAUUGCUCUCAAUGUUUAAUGCUGAACCCAUUACAAUUUUAAUUCACAACUUCCAAAUUUGAAUUCAAAAUUUCAUUUAAAAUAAAGUUUAGUCUCAGACUUUCACUCCCUUAGUCUUUGAUUUAAUUCAUUUAUUUAAGGAACAUUUUUGGGGUCCUCCUCAAUACUUGGGUCAGUUGACUUCUCCUGCUAGCGCAGUAAGCCAACCCCCUAGGCGUAGCGACUCCCUAGCGCCACCACUCUGUCAACCCUGUAAUUUUUCCAAAUUUUGGGAGCAAAACUUCACUCUCUUUCUUCUUCUCUCUCUCUCUCUCUCUCUCUCUCUCUCUCUCUCUCUCUCUCUCUCUCUCUCUCUCUCUCAGCUGUCCUCUUCUGGUUUGACUACUGCUGCUGGUUUUUGGAUUUGUACCUGUGAAAGUCAUAAAAGCAGAGUGUUUGAGAAAUAUUUAACAAAUAUUUGGGAAACGGAACACUUCUUUUAAAAUAGUAUGACACUCACUUUACCUUCCCUCCUCAUCCUGUUAUCCUACCCAGCCUAGGCUCGAGCAGGUCGACAAGGAGACUGGUAGGCGUCCAUAAACCCUGAGCACGCGUCUAGAAGCGCUUUAAGUGGUGCAUGGUUGUCAAUCCUACUAGCUGAGAAACCAAUACUGUCAUUGUUAUUGUUUUUCUUUCGCCCCGAAGGGAAUUUUAAUAACAAUCACAGUCCUGGUACUUUGAAAUCCUUUUCAAAACCCCUGUCUAGAACCAUCCUUCUAAAAUUAAAUUUUACAAAACUCAUUCUGCAAACAGUGUUAAAGACAAAACUUCAUUUUAUAGGGAAACUGGAAGCACCCCAUUAUUAUUCUGCUUUUUGCUAAAUGCUAUUCUGUUUGUUUCGUGCUCUUCUUUUCUUCUGCUGUUCUCUAGCUGUGCUAUCUGUGUGUGCUUACUGAUUCUUUUCGCAGAGACUCCGAGUUAGAAGCACAUCCACGAGAGGACCACAGUUGAGAACCAGUCUUACCUGCACAUUUACACACUCAUUACUCAUUCCCAUUAACUCACAGUUGACAUUGCACACUUACACCUUUGAUUUGCCCUGCUUGUUUGUUUUGUUUUGUUUUUGUUUUGUUUUGUUCUUUCCUUCAAGGUCUGUGUCAGUUUCGGGUUUAGAUCUCCCUCGCGGUGCCAAACAUGUCUCGCACAACAGACCCUGCUGGACACUGGAAGGAUCUGGAGACCUGGCUAAGUGUUGUAACAGACAGCCUCCUACCUAAGGCCGCUGAAACACUAAAGCAUCAGACACAGGACCAGCUGGAUGACAACAUAGCAAGCCUCAUGAAACAGGACCCAAGCCAGAGCUACAGUCACAAAGAACUAGCCAAGAUCACCGGCUCCUUAAGCCACACACUCAUCGCCACCCUCAAACUGAGCGACAGGCAAGCCGCCCAUCGCCAGCAGGAGCUGACACAUGCACAACGACGCAUCGAACAGCUGGAGCUGGAGGCUCAGGAACGACGAGAAGGGCCUGAUGAAGUGGAACAAGGCGCAAAAGAGGAGAUCAACAGGCUAAAAGAGACCCUAGCAGCUACUACGCAAGAAAUGGAACGAGGCAGAGCAGACUACGCUGACCUCUCCGACAAGCUACAGUACGCAGAACAGCUACUGGAAAAAGCAAAGGCUGACUUCAGAGACAAGAACAGCCGAAUUAAAGCUCUCGAAACUCACCUGAAUGAGUCAAGAAAUGAGGUCAGCCGCCUAAAACAACAGCUUGACUACAUCAAAGAAGAGUCUGACAGUAUUAAAGAGGAACUCAAGCAUGCAUAUGAAUUGCGCUGUGAGCCGUCAAGAACACGUCGGACACCGACUUCACCUUUGCCAAGCAGGACCGGCUCCCCUGUUCCUGGACUGGCACAUGAUCAGAAGGGGGCAGUGCCAAAACAGUCACCUGCUCCCUCCGAAGAAUCCUACCUCCCCACUAAGCUAAAAGAACGUGCUCCAGCCAGCCACAGAUCAUCUCAUGGCUUGGACCUCAGAGACCUUGACAAGCUUGCUAGAAACAUUGGCAAAUUCACUCCAAAUGUGCCAGGUAGUCCAAAUGUUCAGAGUUAUCUGCAAGAUAUUGACUUCCAUCUGGAAAUGAGACCCAAUGUCACUGACAAAGAUAGACUUUAUUUGCUCAGAGCCACAUCCAGCUCUGAAGUGCGCAGCUUCCUGGACCGGCAGCCUGCCCACACAAAGACUGAUUACCACCUGCUCCGAGAAGCUCUCAUCAGAGAGUUUGCCGACCCUGAGUCAGAACGAGGACUAGUGGCUGCCCUGGAAACAAAACAAGGUCGUCACGAAACUCCUCAAGUCUUCUAUAGCCGACUAAGGCUAGCAUACUUCGGGUCUCGCAACGAACAGAGCAUGGAGGAGGAAUUGAACUUCAAAACUCUCUUCCUGAGAAACCUCCAUCCUGGGGUGAGCCACCAUCUUGGCGUCCUUGCCUGUCCACGCACAAUGAGUGCUCAACAGUUAAGAGACUUGGCGCACAAAGCCUACUGUAAACAGAAGAUGGCCUUAGAAAAGGGCACCAAAACCACCACAGUUCUUGACUUCAACACACAGAGUCAAGGGCUGGCCCUAGAGGGCACCCAGCGUCAAGACCUUGCCAAGCCGACACCCAAAGAGUGGAAUGCAUCUUCGUCCAACAGAGAGUGGGACUCCCACACUGGUACUCGACCUAAACAGAGAGACAACCGCUGGGAUGGACCACGUGGACGACAACGCUCACCUGGACGUCACUGGGAAAAUUCAUGGAACCAAUCAAGACCUCAUGAGAGUCAUUGGGAGAAAACCUGGAAUCAGCCAAGCUCAUUUGGAAACCCCAGAGGAAAAGGCUCAUGGGAAUCCAAGGGAAAACGACAAACACACCCUGGAGCAACCAGCCCAAGGAAUCGACGAAAAAACUCACAAAGAUUCCAAGCUGACAGAGCUCAAAAUGAAUCCAUACCAGAACAAAAGACUUCACCUUGUUUCGACUCUCAAGAGCUGAUGAAAAUGAUGAUGAAAGAGUUCUUCCAACGAAAGGAGGACGACCGGAAGUGGGAAGAGAAAGCGAAACCAGAUUCAUCCUGACUAGCGGCCGGACGAGAUGGCAGCGACCACCUGACUCAACAUACCCCAGAGAACAGCACCUCAUCUCUCUCUCAGAGAACCACAAGCACCAUAACUUCAAACGGACAAGAAGUCCCACCUGAACAUCCUGCAAAACAGUCAGAAACUGAUCCAACACCUGAUGGGUCAGAUCACAGCAGCAUCCAACAAACACCUGCUGUGGAAACCACUCCAGUUCCUGAAAGUGCUGUCUUGGUCGUCUGCCACUCCUCCGAAGAAAACGAAAUAAAUGCUGACAUCCUACCUCUCUCAUCCCAAACUCCAGUCCCACAACUCCUAGGUGAUCUCAUUGAGAAAGGUAUCGCAAGAAAGUUUUACCUCUCCAUUAUCAUCGAACAACACAUCAAGGUCGAAGCCCUCCUCGACACUGGAGCUGACAUCACCCUAAUGUCAACAGAACUCCUUGAAGAAGUCCAAAACAGAACAAAGAGGUCUAACGGAACCUUCAAACUUCAAAGGUGUGAGCUGAACCUCCAAGCAUAUUCCCACACAGGCCUACAACUAAAACAUGUGGCCCCAAUUCACCUAACAGUGGGACCAAUGAACCUUGUUCACCCAGUAUACGUCUCACCACUCAACACAUAUCCUCUCCUCAUUGGGAAAGACCUGCUUAACCGCUUUGAACCCUUAAUAGACUUCAAACACCUGAAGAUAUGGACACAAGUCCGUGAGCCUCUGCCCCUCCAGUCAGUAAACCUGAACGAAUUGCAGUGUCAAGCCACAGACACCGCCCCCCAUCCACUGACUGACGAUGCAAGUUCAAAGUCAAGAGCAAGUUCCACGUCAAGCAACAAGAACCAAGACCCAUUCCUCUGCUCACUGCAAGCGUCAGACUCAGGUUCCCUCCGAAUCAUGACUGCCAUAAAUGUCCAAGACACAUCAGUGCCUGAUGCAGCAUUAGCCCUGUGGGCUGAAAACUCAGCUAUCAGCCUGAAGCUCUUCAGAACAUUGAAGCAGACAAAUCAGAGCAUACCACACGUCUCGAAGCAUAGCCGCUUCCCUCUCAAUCCAUGGUCAACAACCAUGGCUACC
This is a messenger RNA of Megalobrama amblycephala (Wuchang bream), 4426 nucleotides long. RefSeq lists its product as uncharacterized. The transcript has a single exon. Lineage: Eukaryota; Metazoa; Chordata; Actinopteri; Cypriniformes; Xenocyprididae. The coding region runs from base 1430 to 3355 and encodes 641 amino acids. The record is from RefSeq and is a predicted model, not a curated record.